Dioscorea cayenensis subsp. rotundata (Guinea yam) is the source of this 534-nucleotide messenger RNA. RefSeq names its product NDR1/HIN1-like protein 26. Gene Ontology annotation, biological process: defense response to other organism. Bases 1 to 534 code for a protein of 177 amino acids. The record is from RefSeq and is a predicted model, not a curated record. The transcript has a single exon. NCBI's taxonomy places the organism in Eukaryota, Viridiplantae, Streptophyta, Magnoliopsida, Dioscoreales, Dioscoreaceae.
AUGGCAAACUCACACAGCUUCUCUCUAUGGCUUCUUGAGGUCUUUGUCCUCUCCGGCCUCCUCAUCUUCUUCCUCUGGCUCAGCCUCCAUCCAUCUAAACCAACCUACACCAUCACUCAAUUCUCCAUCUCCGGCGACCAAAACAACUCAUCCUUCACCAUUGAGAUCUCCAACAACAACAGAGGAGGAAGAGUUUAUUUCAGUGACAUCAACAUCACUAUUUACAUUGAUGAAAUCAGUGCUGGAAAUACCAUGUUGCCACCUUUCUAUCAAAGGCAUGAAAGUACUACAACAAUUAUGGGAGGUGCUAAGAUUGAUCAGAGGGUUUAUGGAGUGCUGCAUGGGAAGGCAGAGUUGAAGGUUGGCUUGGUCACCAGAGUGAAGUAUAAGAUAUGGCUUUGGAAAAGUAAGUUGCAUGGGAUGGACAUGGUGGCCACUUUGCCUCUUGGCGGAGAUGGCAAACUCAAGAUCAAGAAAGCAAAGAUGCAUAGAAGACACACGGCAAGUGCAAUCAAGAGAAAACUUCGUUUGUAG